Linepithema humile (Argentine ant) is the source of this 830-nucleotide messenger RNA. It is a transcript of the gene Tpt, whose product is annotated as tRNA 2'-phosphotransferase. Gene Ontology annotation, biological process: tRNA splicing, via endonucleolytic cleavage and ligation. The record is from RefSeq and is a predicted model, not a curated record. NCBI's taxonomy places the organism in Eukaryota, Metazoa, Arthropoda, Insecta, Hymenoptera, Formicidae. Gene Ontology annotation, molecular function: tRNA 2'-phosphotransferase activity.
CAGCGUGAGUGUAAGAUCUAGAUAUAAUUUGUUUUGCGAUCGAAACAAAGUAAUUUUUGUGAUUAGAGGCUCGAUAAUAUUGUAAUUUGGCAAGUUUUUUAUUCUGAAACAACAUAAGCGUUGAAACGUAUUUCUGCAAGUUGAUACAGAAAAAGAUUCCAACGAGUCCACAGGAAGAGAUUCGGCGGACUGCAUUAUAUUCAUGUUUUCAGAGAAGCAGAGUCAAAGCGAUAUUCUUCUCAGUAAAAGACUGUCCUAUCUGUUACGCCAUGGUGCUACAAAGGAAGGAUUAGAUAUUAAACCAAAUGGCUUUAUUGCAGUUGAUGAACUAUUAAAUAAAUCGUUGUCCCAACAUAAUAUUGAUGAUAUCAAGAGAGUAGUAAAGCAUAAUAACAAACAAAGAUUCACUCUAUGUACCAUUAAUGGUAUUUUAGAGAUUAAAGCAAACCAGGGCCAUUCCAUAUCCAAGAUCACUGAACUAAACUUGAAAAUACUUGAUUGUGUGAAAUUUGAUGUAAUACAUGGAACUUAUUUCAAAUAUUGGACGAAGAUAAAAGCUGAAGGUCUAUCUCGUAUGAAUAGAAAUCAUAUUCAUUUUGCAAAGGGAUUAAACUUUAUCAACGGCUUACGGCAAGGCGCAGAACUAUUUAUUUAUAUCCACUUUGAUAAGGCAAAGAAAGAUGACUUAAUAUUUUUAGAAUCUGAAAAUGGUGUUGUUCUCUGUGCUGGAAAUUCAAAAGGAUUUAUUGAAAAAAAAUAUUUUCUAAAAGUGAUCACAAAACAUGGUCAAGCACUGAAUUUUGACUGAAUUUUUUUAUUUUUUCACUAUA